AUGGCGGCCACCGUGGAGGACCAUACCGGCCCUAGCCGAACUAACGAAUCUGAUCAGUUUCCACUUGCCUCCGUAUCUGCGCGUAACAGAAUAUCCAUCGACGCGUUUUACGCGCCUGAAAUGGUCGAGUUCUGGGCAAAGAAGUAUCAAGAUGCGAAGAACGAGCUUGAUCUGCUCAAGCGACACCUCUUUACGCAGCCUGAUAGGAACGAGCUCCAGCAGGAGCAGAAGAGCCUAAAGACGCUCGUAUCUCAAUUGAAGUCAGAAAGUCGCGCCCGGGCUGCCCACGAAAAAGAGUUGACCAAGACAGUCGUGAAGGCGCAGCAGCAAAAGGACAAGUGGCGGGAAGAAGUUGUGCGUUUCGAGAAGGAAAGGACAGAGACGGUCAGAAAGGUCGCCGAUCUGGAGGCGCAGAACGAGGCGCUCAAACAAUCGAGGACUUCUAUGGUCAAUGUAAUGCUCUGGCUGCGGAGGCUGAUCAAAGGCAUCAAGCCUGUCCAGCUUCCGGAGACACUGUUGGACGUGCUUGGUCCGAAGGUGUCGCUCAUGACAAAAGUGAUACACUGUCGGCAAGUAGCGAGUGCCGGCCUGCCUCCAGAUCAAAGCGCGUCGUUACCGGCUCAAAUGACUAUGAAACGGCGCUACGAGACGGGCGAGUGGAGCGUCCCGUGCUUCAGUCUACGGUGUGUGGGCUUUAACGUCGAUCUGUACAACGGUCUACCUCUCGCGGUAGAGGAGCUUAUGAGGCCCAUGGCUGCGCUGGAAAAGAGGCCGGUGGGACCAGAUGCUGAGAACGACGCAGUGAACAAGAGAAUCAGGAUCACACAAAGCCCUGGCCGGCCUUUGGGGAAUGGCACAGACGUCAGCCCAGCACAGAGUUCUUCGCUGACGUAUGAUCCGCAUCCUGAGCUGAAUCCAGAAAACAUCCUUGCGGGUCCUCAUUCCAGCUAA
This is a messenger RNA of Heterobasidion irregulare TC 32-1, 951 nucleotides long. RefSeq lists its product as uncharacterized. The record is from RefSeq and is a predicted model, not a curated record. The transcript is spliced from 5 exons. NCBI's taxonomy places the organism in Eukaryota, Fungi, Basidiomycota, Agaricomycetes, Russulales, Bondarzewiaceae. Bases 1 to 951 code for a protein of 316 amino acids.